AUGACAUUCGCCAUGCUGCGCACGGCGCCUCCCGCCAGUCGCUUCUUGUACAGCGACAUUGCCCUGCUCUCAGAAGAUGAGGAGGAGAACGGGAGCGAGGGCUCGGGCUCCGAGGAGCGCUCCACCACCACCUCCUCGCACUCCGCCACCUUCCGCCUGUCCUCCACCUCGCCGUCUGCCUUUCACAUCAAGGUGAACAGGAAGAGGAAGCUGUGCGGGGGAGGAGGAGGAGGAGGAGGAGGGGGAGGCGGAAUGGCGAGGCUCGGGCCCCCGGUGCCGUCUUCCUCGGGGCACACUGAGGUCCGCCAGAGGAACGCAGCCAAUGCGCGGGAGAGAGAUCGCACCAACUCUGUCAACACAGCCUUCACUGCUCUGCGCACACUCAUCCCCACCGAGCCCGCUGACAGGAAGCUGUCAAAGAUCGAGACACUACGACUGGCCAGCAGCUACAUCAGUCAUCUGGGAAACGUGCUGCUCCUGGGUGAGGGACUUCAUGACGGACAGCCCUGCCACGCCCCCUCACCACCGUUCUUCCACUUAAACUCCUCCCCCAACCGAGGAUCUGACCAAUCAGCUCAGCCCAAGCACAUCUGUACUUUCUGCCUCAGCAACCAGAGGAAAAUGAACAAAGACAGAGAAAGGAAGACGGCCAUCAGAAGCUAACAACAAGGACGCACGGAUAAGAUGCUCAUCCGACACCUGGG
This is a messenger RNA of Myripristis murdjan (pinecone soldierfish), 704 nucleotides long. RefSeq names its product basic helix-loop-helix transcription factor scleraxis-like. The record is from RefSeq and is a predicted model, not a curated record. Gene Ontology annotation, molecular function: DNA-binding transcription factor activity, RNA polymerase II-specific; RNA polymerase II transcription regulatory region sequence-specific DNA binding; protein dimerization activity. Lineage: Eukaryota; Metazoa; Chordata; Actinopteri; Holocentriformes; Holocentridae. The coding region runs from base 1 to 663 and encodes 220 amino acids. The transcript is spliced from 3 exons. Gene Ontology annotation, biological process: developmental process; regulation of transcription by RNA polymerase II.